Messenger RNA from Lutra lutra (Eurasian river otter), 6567 nucleotides. It is a transcript of the gene ZNF638, whose product is annotated as zinc finger protein 638. The record is from RefSeq and is a predicted model, not a curated record. NCBI's taxonomy places the organism in Eukaryota, Metazoa, Chordata, Mammalia, Carnivora, Mustelidae. The transcript is spliced from 28 exons. Gene Ontology annotation, molecular function: zinc ion binding; mRNA binding. Bases 59 to 6313 code for a protein of 2084 amino acids. Gene Ontology annotation, cellular component: nucleus. Gene Ontology annotation, biological process: regulation of RNA splicing.
AAGAGGCUGCGUGCGCCCAGCUGCGCGAGCAGCCUGGGUGCUGUGGGAGCCGCAGGCGAUGCCCCGGGAUCUGGUUCCGGCCGGGGCUCCAACCCGGGCUGCAGCAGGGGCUACGGUGCAGAGUUUGGUCUCCGCGACCACCGCAGCUCGGCGGGCUUCGGACCAUCUGAGGCGCUUUGUGUUAUUCUUGGAAAAUUUCGCACCACUUGUGAAUUCCUUGAACCUGGGCAUUGCAAACCCACUUCUGUUGGGCCCAUCUCCUUUGCACUUUGCUCAGAUUAAGACUCAGUUGGCGCUUCAGCAGCUGAAUGCCGUUGCCUCACAUAGUUCAACACCACCUUAUACUUUAUUAAAUCAGGCUUUCUUGAAAAUAGCCAUGUCGAGACCCAGGUUUAAUCCUCGAGGAAACUUUCCACUUCAGAGGCCACGAGCACCUAACCCUUCUGGGAUGAGGCCUCCAGGACCAUUUAUGAGGCCUGGAUCCAUGGGUCUUCCAAGAUUUUACCCAGCAGGGAGAGCCCGUGGAAUUCCGCACAGAUUUGCUGGCCAUGAAUCUUAUCAGAACAUGGGACCACAGAGAAUGAAUGUUCAGGUAACUCAACACCGAACUGAUCCAAGAUUGACCAAAGAAAAAUUGGAUUUUCAUGAAGUACAACAAAAGAAGGGGAAGCCUCAUGGUAGCCGGUGGGAUGAUGAGCCUCAUAUAUCUGCAUCAGUGGGAGUGAAACAGAGUCUAACACAGGUUACAGAGCAGAGUCCUCAAGUGCAGAGCCGCUAUACGAAAGAGAGUGCCUCAAGUAUCUUAGCAAGUUUUGGAUUAUCUAAUGAAGAUUUAGAAGAACUCAGUCGCUAUCCUGAUGAACAGCUAACCCCUGAAAAUAUGCCAUUAAUUUUGAGGGAUAUAAGAAUGCGAAAGAUGGGGCGUCGAUUACCCAAUUUGCCUUCUCAGAGCAGAAAUAAAGAAAUACUUGGUAAUGAGGCAGUUUCAAGUAAUGUGAUUGAUUAUGGGCAUGCAAGCAAAUAUGGCUACACAGAAGAUCCACUUGAAGUACGUAUUUAUGAUCCUGAAAUUCCAACAGAUGAGGUCAAGAAUGAAUUUCGGUCACAGAGCAUUUCUGCAUCUGUUCCCACUCCAAAUGUGAUAUGUAAUUCUAUGUUUCCUGUUGAAGAUGUGUUUCGACAGAUGGACUUCCCCGGUGAGUCCUCUAAUAAUCAGUCCUUUUUCCCAGUUGAGAGUGGAACUAAGAUGUCAGGCUUACACAUUUCAGGAGGACAGUCAGUCCUUGAACCAGUAAAAUCCGUCAGUCAAUCCAUUAGCCAAACAGUUAACCAGACAAUGAAUCAGUCUCUUAUUCCUCCACCUAUGAACCAGCAACCUUUUUCAUCAGAAUUAAUUUCAGCUGUAAGCCAGCAAGAGCGGAUCCCACAUGAACCUGUGAUUAAUUCAUCUAGUAUACAUGGAUCAGGAGGAAGCAAAAAGAAUUACCAGUCAGAGGCUGACAUUCCCAUUCAAUCGCCCUUUGGGAUUGUGAAAGCAUCAUGGUUACCAAAGUUUUCACAUGCUGAUGCCCAGAAGAUGAAGAGACUUCCAACUCCCUCUAUGAUGAAUGAUUAUUAUGCAGCGUCUCCAAGAAUAUUUCCACAUUUGUGUUCUCUGUGUAACGUAGAAUGUAGUCAUUUGAAGGAUUGGAUUCAGCAUCAAAAUACAUCUACUCAUAUUGAGAGUUGCCGCCAGUUACGUCAACAGUAUCCUGAUUGGAAUCCUGAGAUCCUCCCAUCAAGAAGAAAUGAAGGCAAUAGAAAAGAAAAUGAAACUCCAAGAAGACGUUCUCAUUCCCCCAGUCCUAGACAUUCUAGAAGAUCAAGCUCAAGUCAUAGAUUCCGCCGAUCUCGAAGCCCUAUACGCUAUAUAUACAGACCAAGAAGUCGAAGUCCAAAAAUCUGCCAUCGUUUCAUUUCCAGAUACAGAUCCAGAUCCCGUUCACCAUAUCGAAUGAAAAAUCCAUUUAGAGGUAGUCCAAAAUGCUAUCGAUCAGUUAGCCCUGAAAGGACAUCACGGAGAUCAUUGAAAUCAUCAGAUAGAAAAAAAGCAUUAGAAGAUGUAGUACAACGAUCUGGGCAUGGGCCAGAAUUCAAUAAACAGAAACAUCUUGAAAUAGUUGAUAAAGGACCUUCACCAGCCCCAAAGCCAAAAAUGGGCAGUGGAUCAAAGGCAUCAGUUAAAUCUACAAACCUUGCAAAGAGUGAUGCAAAUUUAGGGGGACAUUCUAUUCGUUACAAAGCCAAGAAUAUUGAAGAUGACACCUUACCAGAAUGUAAACCAGUGUCUGAAAAACCUGUUUCUCUCCAGCGUAAGCUUCGGAAGGACCAGUCUUCACAUUAUGGUUCAGUUCUUCUUAUAUCUGAAUUACCAGAGGAUGGCUGCACUGAAGAAGAUAUUAGAAAAAUAUUUCAACCAUUUGGAAAAGUUAAUGAUGUCCUCGUUGUUCCUUAUAGGAAAGAAGCUUAUUUGGAAAUGGAGUUUAGAGAGGCGGUUACUGCAGUCAUGAAGUACACUGAAACAACACCUCUUCUUAUAAAAGGGAAAAAUGUGAAAAUAUGUGUUCCAGGAAAGAAAAAACAGAACAAAGAGUUGAAGAAAAAGACCUCAGAUUCAAAGAAAGCAUCUGCAGCUUCUUUAAAAAAAGAUAUAGAUGCUUCCAAAGCUGUUGAAACUGUGACUUCAGCUUCUGCCACCAAAACUGGACAAGCCAAGACAUCUGGAGCCAAAGUCAGUAAGUCUUCAGGGAAAUCAGCGGGUUCUGUAAAGUCUGUGGUAACAGUAGCUGCUAAAGGUAAAGCUUCAAUCAAAACAGCAAAAUCUGGUGGAAAGAAGACUUUGGAAGUCAAAAAAGCUGGCAUUGUCAAAAACAAAGAUGCCAAUAAACCUGUGAUUGUACCAGAAAACUCUGAAAUAAAGACCAGUAUGGAAGUCAAAGCCACUGAAAAUAGUGCCAAGGAAACUAUUUCAGAAGCUGCUGUGGAGUCCACAGAAAAAGAACCAGUUAACAAGGAAACAGAGGAAAUGUGUGUGGUACUUAUUUCUAAUUUGCCUAAUAAAGGAUAUUCUAUAGAAGAAGUUUACAACCUAGUAAAACCAUUUGGUGGUUUAAAGGAUAUUUUGAUUUUAUCAUCUCAUAAAAAGAUAUUUAUGGAAAUAAAUAGAAAAUCUGCAGAAUCUAUGAUAAAAUUUUAUACCUGCUUCCCAAUAUCAAUGGAUGGAAAUCAACUCUCAAUAAGUAUGGUUCCUGAAAACAUGAAUAUAAAAGACGAGGAAGCUAUAUUUACAACCUUGAUUAAAGAAAAUGACCCAGAGGCAAAUACAGAUAAAAUUUACGAUCGAUUUGUACAUCUUGAUAACUUGCCGGAAGAUGGGCUUCAGUGUGUGCUUUGUGUUGGACUUCAGUUUGGAAAAGUGGCUCACCACGUAUUCAUGAGUAAUAAAAACAAGGCAAUUCUUCAGUUAGAUAGCCCUGAAUCUGCUCAGUCAAUGUAUAGCUUUCUGAAACAAAAUCCACAGAACAUAGGUGACCAUGUUUUGACCUGCACAUUAUCUCCAAAAAUGGACUCAUCAGAGGCUCAAGCUGACAAAGACCCAGAACUAGGAAAAGAAAGCCCUGACUUGAAAAACAGUCCAAUUGAUGAAAGUGAGGUCCAAACAGCAGCUGAUAGUCUCUCUGUUAAACCUAGUGAGGUUGAAGAAGAAACUGUUCCCAACAUUGAAACAGAAACAUCUGUACAGCAGGAAGAAACUUGUGAGGAAGAACCUGAAAAGGCACUGUGUGACUCUGACUUUGCUAUUGAAACGUUGGAAGUUGAAACUCAAGAAGAGGUCAAAGUGGAAAUUCCUCUUGUAGCAUCCACUCCAAUAAGUAUUGAAUUAUUCACUGAAAAUGUAGAGGAGUGUGUUUUAAAUCAGCAGGUGUAUACCAGUGACUUUGAGAAGGAAGAGGCAGAAAUUAUUAACCCUACAACAGAAUUAUCAACAUCUGACACUGCAUUUAUAGAGGAAAGGAACAUCAAAGGAAUUCUAGAAGAAUCUCCAUCUGAAGCAGAAGAUUUCUUUUCUGGGAUUACACAGUCUAUGAUAGAGGCUGUAGCUGAAGUGGACAAACAUGAAACUGUUUCAGAAAUAGUACCAUCUACUUGUGUUUUGGCCUUGGUACCAGGAAUUUCCACUGGGGAUGAGAAGGCAGUGAGCACAAAGGGAAUUUCUGAGAAAAGUAACACGGAUGAAAAGGAAGAAAAUGAAUUUAAUAGUAAGGAAACCAGAAUGGAUCUGCAGAUAGGAACAGAGAAGGCUGAAAAGAAUGAUGCUAGGAUGGUUACAGAGAAGUUGGAAAAGAUCGUGGCAGCAGUGAAAGAAAAGCCUGCAGAAAAUGCUGUGACCAAGGGAUACCUGAAUAAAGGAAUGGGUCAGGCUAAUAAGCCUGAUGAAACUAGUAAAACUAGUAUGUUGGCUGUAUCAAAUACAUCUAGCACUAAAUCAAGCAUCAAAGCCGGUAUGGUCUCUUCUCUAAAGGCAAAAGCUACUUCAAAAUCCGAGAACCAGAAAAGUUUUCUGAAAUCUGUACUCAGAGAUCAAAUUAAUGCUGAAAAGAAGCUUUCAGCCAAGGAGUUGGGUCUCCUUAAACCUACAAGUGCCAGGUCAGGCUUGGCUGAAAACAGCAAUAAAUUCAAACCCAGUCAGAGCGGUGUUACCAGAGGAGGCAGUGGAAGGAUCUCAGCCCUCCAAGGCAAGGAUUCUGAACUGGAUUACAGGGAUAUUACAAAACAAUCUCAGGAAACAGAGGCUAGACCCUCCGUCAUGAAACGGCAUGACAGCAACAAUAAGACCUUGGCUGGGCAAAACACUAAGAAUCCUAAAAGCACCACUGGUAGAAGUUCCAAAUCUAAAGAGUCUCUUCAACAGGAACCAUUAUUUCCAUUUAAUUUGGAUGAAUUUGUCACUGUGGAUGAGGUUAUAGAAGAAGUAAAUACUUUUCAAGCCAAGCAAAACCCACUAAAGGGAAAAAGAAAAGACAGUCUCAAAAAUACCCCUUCCUCUGAACUUAACUUAAAGAAGAAGAAAGGGAAAACUCCUGCCCCUCGUGUUGUUGAGGGAGAAUUAUCUUUUGUAACAUUGGAUGAGAUUGGGGAAGAGGAGGAUGGAGCUGCACACCUAGCCCAAGCUCUAGUAACUGUGGAUGAAGUAAUUGAUGAAGAAGAAAUAAAUAUGGAAGAAAUGGUAAAAAAUUCAAAUUCACUCCUUACAUUAGAUGAGUUAAUUGAUCAAGAUGAUUGCAUUUCCCACAGUGAACCUAAAGAUGUUACUGUACUAUCAGUGGCUGAAGAGCAAGAUCUCCUCAAACAGGAACGUUUGGUAACUGUGGAUGAGAUUGGAGAAGUUGAGGAGCUACCUUUAAAUGAGUCAGCUGACUUAACUUUUGCCACUUUAAAUGCUAAAGGAGAUGAGGGAAGUACUGGAAGGGAUCCCAUUGAGUUCAUUUCUUCCCAGAUGCCUGAAGACCCUUCUACUUUAGUUACUGUAGAUGAAAUACAGGACGACAGCAGUGAUUUGCAUUUAGUCACUUUGGAUGAAGUAACUGAAGAGGACGAAGACGCUCUGGCAGAUUUUAACAACCUUAAAGAAGAGCUUAAUUUUGUUACUGUCGAUGAAGUUGGAGAAGAGGAAGAUGGAGACAAUGAUUUAAAAGCAGAGUUAGCACAAAGCAGAAAUGACCGUCCCACAGAUAAAAAAGGGGAUAGGAAAAAGAGAGCUACGGACUCAAGGAAGUUGAAACUUGAAGCCUUUUCCCGAGCUGGUUCAAUAAGUGAGAAUGUUAUGGAAGAGGAUCUGAAAACCAUGAUUCAAAGACACUUAGCAGACUUUCUCUUUAAAGCUAAAACACCAACCAAGAGAGUUAGAAUUGGGAAAACACCAGCAUCGGGAAAAGCUGUUGCGACAGACGCAAGGAAAGGUGAAGAGGCCUUCCAAAUUUGUGAAGUUGAUGAGGAAUCUGGAUUAAAGGAUUCAGAACCAGAACGAAAACGUAAGAAGAUUGAGGACUCUUCUUUAGGGAAAUCAGUGGUACCGGAUGUCCCUGAAGAUUUAGACUUCCUCGUACCGAAGGCUGGAUUCUUCUGUCCAAUAUGUUCCCUCUUCUACUCAGGUGAAAAAGCAAUGACAAAUCACUGCAAGAGUACACGUCAUAAGCAAAAUACAGAGAAGUUCAUGGCCAAGCAAAGAAAGGAAAAGGAGCAGAAUGAGGCUGAAGAAAGAAGUUCUAGGUGAUUGGGGGAAAGGGGAAAGACUUCAUUAGAAAUUUGUUUAGGGUCCAGUUGAUUUGUGUAUUUUUGUUAUCACUUAAUUUGUAAUUUUUGUUUCAGAAGCAAAUAUUCAUGUUGUACAAAUUUCUGAUUGCCCUUGAUGUGGAAAGACUGAUGGGGAAAGUAUGAUGUGUUUGAUUUUUAUAUCAAAUCAUCAGGCAUGGAGAAGUAUCUUUUAGAAGUGUUAAAAUAAAUGUUCCUACUGUAUAUUUAAAAUAC